UAAGGAUAUAACUCCUCCCUUCUGAGACUAUUGAAUUACGAAUGCCAACAACUUGCCGUUUGGUGCUUUGAUUCAUUUAUCGACUACGUUGGACGUUGUAUUGUAUUUCUAGUUCUUUUUAGUUAUCAUAUCGGGGGGUUUAUUUAUUAAUCUCGACUAUAACCAAAAGAAGAAAUGGCUCAGCAGUUUGUCGAGACUACAGUUAAGGGAGACAAAGUGGUGAUGUUUAUGAAGCCAACGUGCUCGUAUUGCAUUAUGGCCAAAGAUGUUUUGUCCAAAUACAAAUUUAAACCAGGACAUUUAGAAUGUAUUGACAUCAGUAAACGCAGCGACAUGGCCAAAAUGCAAGACUAUUUCCUGGAGAUCACUGGUGCUCGCACGGUGCCACGGGUGUUUAUCGGCGAUGAUUGCGUGGGCGGGGGCAGUGACUUGGCAGAACUGGAUCAGAGUGGCAAACUGCAAGGCAUGCUUCAAACUAUUGGAGCGCUUCAGUGACGUAUCACUGCCAGCGCAAGGGUGUGUGUGUGUCGGAGGGGGCCGUCACAUGACCGUGCAGCGGGACUUGCGUAGCUUGCGUCUCCUCUGCUGGUACUCGCUGAGCUCCUGCAGGUAUCCCCGGGACGGCCAACGCAACCUCUCCACAUGGUCCCUCUCCUCUUCUGGAACGCACACACGCACACAACCAACACACGCAAGCACAUGCAUGAUGACACAAACGAAGACGUAUAGAAACACGCACAUGGGGACACGCACACAUGCACGGGCAUUGAUGAACACGGACAUGGCAGCCCUCGACACUAAUGCUUAAUGUCUAUUAAUCGCUGAGCACACAAACCUACGCUGUCUCGCCUUGUAUAACUGUCUACACGGCAACAGUGUCUGUGUCACGCUUGAUGAAGUCUUCUUUUUUUACAAACUACGAAUGAAUUAUUCUUCUUUCUCAUUUGGUUGUCCAGCUGAAUCCUUUUCUUUACUCGUGCCUUUAACGACCGUCCAAUGGAUCCUAAACAAGUUCCCUGUGUGUGACUAAAGAUGACAAUAAACGCUUUCCAUCACAAA
This is a messenger RNA of Gadus morhua (Atlantic cod), 1059 nucleotides long. It is a transcript of the gene glrx, whose product is annotated as glutaredoxin (thioltransferase). The record is from RefSeq and is a predicted model, not a curated record. Gene Ontology annotation, molecular function: glutathione disulfide oxidoreductase activity. Gene Ontology annotation, cellular component: mitochondrion. The transcript has 3 exons. NCBI's taxonomy places the organism in Eukaryota, Metazoa, Chordata, Actinopteri, Gadiformes, Gadidae. The coding region runs from base 175 to 495 and encodes 106 amino acids.